Messenger RNA from Ylistrum balloti, 1170 nucleotides. RefSeq names its product phosphatidylinositide phosphatase SAC2-like. The transcript is spliced from 9 exons. The record is from RefSeq and is a predicted model, not a curated record. Gene Ontology annotation, biological process: phosphatidylinositol dephosphorylation; regulation of endocytic recycling. NCBI's taxonomy places the organism in Eukaryota, Metazoa, Mollusca, Bivalvia, Pectinida, Pectinidae. Bases 1 to 1170 code for a protein of 389 amino acids. Gene Ontology annotation, cellular component: clathrin-coated endocytic vesicle; early endosome. Gene Ontology annotation, molecular function: phosphatidylinositol-4-phosphate phosphatase activity.
AUGGAAGUGUAUCAUACAGAGGACCAUUACAUACUGCACGAUGGGGAAUUCAGUCUCUGGUGUGACCGUGCUCGUGGUACACUCGAACCUAAGAAGGGUUUGGACUUGUGUUCUGCCUGGAAUCCUGUGUGUAUAGGCUGUGUCUAUGGUGUUAUUGGAAAGUUAAUCAUUCAUCCAGAUUCAGAUCCCAGACUGAUUCUUAUUCGGAAAAGAAGUUUGGUUGGUAAACUAAAUGGUGUUCAUGAGGUUUAUAAGAUUGACAAAGUCACUGUCCUUCCUUUGUCUACAGCAGAACCAGUGGAGCUUGACCUUGGGUUGUGUAAGCUGCACCAUUUUGGGAUGAAAAGGACUCAGAGGAUUACCCAACAGGCAGAAGGAAAGCAACAGGCUUUACAGAAAACAUGGAAAACUAUUAAAAGUGCUGCUGAAAAUGUCAAACCAAAAAAGAAAGAGUUAAAAGACAGAGACAAGUUUGUCAAGAGAAUUGUUGAUGAGGUACUGAAGAUGUACAACGACAGUGAAUCCUUUUACUACUGUGAAACAUACGAUUUGUCAAACAGUGUGGAACGUCAACAUCAGGAAAAGUAUAAUCAAUCCCAGCCGAUGUGGAAGAGAACAGAUCCACGAUUCUUCUGGAACAGUCACCUUGUCACAGAACUUGUCAACAUGCAAGCUAGUGAAGAGGAAGUAGAGCUGGCCAGCCACUGGAUAACUCCCAUCAUCCAAGGAUUCUUUCAAAUUGAGAAAUGUACCAUGGAGUUCACUGAUUUAGGGUCAAGCCCUGCGGAUCAAAUAGCACUGCCAGACUUUGGAAACACCAAGAACAAGGGCCCACUUUACUUCAACUUAGGCAUUAUCUCACGAAGGAGUAUUCAUAGGGCAGGAACAAGAUCAAAAAAGCGUGGGCUUGAGGAAAGUGGAGCGUGUGCCAACUACGUGGAGACUGAACAGAUUUUGGAGUUUUCCUGUCACACUGUGUCCUUUGUACAAGUUAGGGGAUCCAUUCCUGCAUACUGGAGCCAGACAGGAUUCAAGUACCGACCGCCUCCCAAGCUGGAUCGGGGUAAGUGUUGUUAUAACGUCCCUUACUUACAGUCCUACAUGCCAUACACAGCUGUAAUCCUAGCCUUUUCUGUCUGCUGUCCUCAAGUUAUGAUUGCUUUCCUGUAA